Messenger RNA from Epinephelus fuscoguttatus (brown-marbled grouper), 3531 nucleotides. RefSeq names its product mpv17-like protein. Gene Ontology annotation, cellular component: membrane; cytoplasm. NCBI's taxonomy places the organism in Eukaryota, Metazoa, Chordata, Actinopteri, Perciformes, Serranidae. The transcript is spliced from 4 exons. The coding region runs from base 306 to 944 and encodes 212 amino acids. The record is from RefSeq and is a predicted model, not a curated record.
AUUUUACGCAGAUAGAGCAGACCCAGCCGGUGGCGGACUGACAGACAGUCCCGUGCCGUUAUGAGAUGGUGUACGACCAGCCAGCAAGUAUCCUAUCUGAGAUUAUAUGACUUCAUGACAUUCAUAGUGCGAGAAACAUAUACACUUUGUCGUCGUUAAACUGUGUGAGCGUUUCGAAAUCCGGACGUAAAUGAAGAGCGAGAUGACGCCGGUGUGAUUUGACACAUUAAGCUAACGUCACUUUAAGCUAACGUUACAUUUUGCACAACACCUUUAUUCAACUGGGCGGCUGUAACUGUAAAAUAAUGCGGCGGGUGUUUCGUCGGUUUCCGUGGGUCACCAAUGUUACGUUGUACGGUUGUCUCUUCGCCGGAGGGGACUUCGUCCACCAGUGGUUCGCGCGAAGGGAGGAACUGGACUGGAGACAAACACGGAACGUCGCCGUGGUCGCGUUCAGUUUCCAUGGCAACUUCAGUUUCUUCUGGAUGCGGUUCCUGGAGCGAAGGUUUCCCGGGACUUCAGUCCGGAUGGUGUUGAGGAAGCUGCUGAUGGACCAGACGUUAGCGGCACCGCUGGCUACCAGUGUCUUCUACACAGGUGUCAGCUUCUUGGAGGGCAAGGAGGAUAUUUUUGAAGACUGCAGGGAAAAAUUCCUGAACACAUAUAAGACGGGGCUGAUGUUCUGGCCAUUUAUGCAGUUUCUGAACUUUGCCUUGGUGCCUCUGUACGUGCGGACCACCUUCACCGGCUGCUGUGCCUUCGUCUGGGCCACCUUCCUUUGCUUCUCACGUCAGAGUGGCGACGGCACAGCCGGUGCUGCUCUGGCAUGGAUGUUCCCUCCUAAAGAGGACGAAGCAGAGUCCGCACAGGAGAAAGUAGACUCCAAGGACAAGAUAGAAGCUUCCAAAGAGGGAACAGCUGCAUCUAAACCUACUCAGAAGUGAAGUAUGUAGAAUCAGUUGUUUUAAUGAUCAAAACAGGCAGAGGUCUGAACGGGAGACAGCUGGUUCAGUGGAUGGCAAACCUCUUGAUGCUCUAAGGUGCUUUGGGAAACAGCGCCCAGCCAAUGGAAUGUAUAUACAGUAUCCUUAUCAAUAUGCAUAUCACCUCAGUGAGAAAAUCCUACUUUUCCGCCUAAAAGUGAAUCGUUGCUAUAUUUAUUAUCAGAUUUUGUUUUUAUAAAUGAAGCCUUCUGUUCACAAUAGUGUUUCCCUAUUUAAUUGGACCAUACGUAAUGAUACUGGAAUGAUUUAUGAGGACUUCCAUGUCUGGGAAGGAAGCUGUGAUGAUGGGAACGUGUAUGGUUGAUGUUCCACAUUCCUCUGUUGUACAUCUAAAAACUAGAGGGAUUUCCACAGUGUGGAGUGGCAGCUAACUCAUAACCUUAGACUUUUAAUUUCAUAAAAUUGGACAAAUUUGUAAACAUUUUAAAGGUCUAGUGUGUAUAAUUUAGGGGCACUUAGCGGUGAUGUUGCAGAUUGCAGCCAACUGAAACACCUCCCACAUGCCAUGCGUGUAGGAGAACUACGACGGCGGACGCAAAUGGCCUUAUCUAGAGCCAGUGUUUGGUUUGUCUGUUCAGGGACUCUGGAGAAGAGGACCUGCUCUGUAUGUAGAUAUAAUCGGCUCAUUUUAAAUUUACAAGAUCACUACAAUUCUUAGUUUCAGGUGAUUAUACACUAAUGAAAACAUAGUUAUGAAUAUUAUAUUUCAUUUCUGCCCACAGAUGCCCCUAAAUCCUACACACUGGACCUUUUCAUAUCACUCUGUUUAUUUUUAGUGCUUCCACUGUUAUCUGUAACUGCAACAGAGUGCCUGAUCUCUAAGGACUGUCUGCUUUGGUUACAGUUUACACUCUGGUACAAGACGUGCUAGAUACACAUGCACACAGGUACCAAUACUCUGUUGUAUAAUAGAGCAUAUCUGUUUGUUAUUGAUUUAUAGGUAGGUACUUUAUGCAUGAAACAACAAAAACAUAUCUGGAAACACACUUUAGAUUUCCACAUUUCCAACCAUUAUCCCUUUAUGUCUGCAUAUUGUGGCGAUGAGAUACUACUGAAGAAGACUUUGAGUCCAUUAAUGACUAACGAAGGUCGUCUCAGACAUCCAUUUACUUGAAUGUGGAAAUGCUGCCUGCCUGUUGUCGUACUUUAUGUUAAUGUGAUACUGUGGAGUGCUCUCUGUUAUGUCUCUUUGCAUCAUUUCCCAAAUUUUUAAAACUUUACCUCUUUGUGAAAAUGUAACUUUAUAAGUCUCCUUGCCUGCAGUGGUUCUUGACGUCAGAAGCCUCCGCACAGUUUCUAUAGAGGUCAUUUUUAUAUAUAGCUCAGUACAAGAGCUGACUGUUAUUCCUAUAUAUAGAGUUUUAAAAAAAGGUUCGCUCUUUUGUCUCAGGCAGGUAAUUAACAAAGGAAACAACAGUUGAUUCAUUUGUGUUUCCAAGCAUCAUUGAAAUUCCUGGUGUCACAGAGAGAUGUCUUUUUUUGGGCUGAUGUAAUGGAGUCUAAAAUGGAGUCUCCAAUGAUGCAUUUUGAAGUAGCAUAUGCAAGAGACACUCAGUGAUUGUAUUAUGUGAUCUAUCUCACAGGACUAGUGUUUGAAUUGGGGUGCAGAAAAACGAUGCAAUCACUGCAGCUGUUUGAUCCCUUUUAUCAGACAUCAAAGUAUGAUCACGCAUUAUAAGUUAAUUUACUUACAAUAAUAACUUAUUACUGUUGAGUGUUUGUUUCUAAUUAGCCAUGUAUUUAUUCUGAGAUUUGUACACUGCUUUAGCACAGUCUGACAUUUCUGCCUCUGUGUUUUGGUCGGUUUUGAUGUUGUCCUACAGAGAAGAUUUUAUGAAAGAAGAAGAGACGAAAAAUGUAGCUUCCUAGACAAAAACUGGCAACAAUUUGUACCAUAUUUGCCAAAAAUAGAGACAGAACAAUCAGCUCGGAGAUGAAGUAAUGCACACUUUAAGUAGGCUAAGCAAGUAAUUUACUGUCCCCUACAAAAACAAGCAUUCCUGGGAUUCUGUUGCAAAAAAAUCCCAUUUACAGCUGUAUUACAUUUAAGUAAAAGACAAGACAAGAAAGAAAGUCAACACAAACUGCAAUAAAUACCUUCACAAGCUGUUCUUUGACAGUUUACCAGCACUGCAGCCCAGGAUUUAAGUUAAAUAAAUUAUAUUUAGAGGUUGAUUUCGAGGACCAUUCACAGGAUUUGAGUGUAAUAGACAAAGGCUGUAUUUACUGUAGUCUAUUUAAAGGAAGUGUUGCUGCGUAUUUGUACAUUAUGUUUGCUUAAACUAAUAUUUGCAUUACACAAGUCGGUUCAGUGCCACGUGAGGUGCCACAAUCAGAGGAUCCCCCAAACAAAAUCCUGCUGGGUCCCCAAAAGUCAGGAGCUGGCCCUGGAUAUCACAAAGAACUACAGUUUGAUCAGUGCUGUUGACUGUAAUAAUGUAUUUAAAAAUUUGAUUUGAUCACAUUUUGCACAAAAGUUGCACUGAUUGAGGUAGAGAUAAAUAUUGUUGAAUAAAUUGAAAUAAUC